AAAGCUAUACGCCAUUUAGUAUUGAUCAAAUUUAUCGCUGUGUCCUAUGCCUACGUAGGCGAUUCGUUCUACAUAUUCAUUGGACUUUCUUCUUCGGUCUCGAUCCGUCUAAGACUCUCGCUCUCUCCGUCUAUCUGUGUAGACAUAUUCUCUUUACAUAACCACUUUGAUAAUAAAAGGAAGAUUUAUUGGAUAGAGAGCCUGGAAGAGAGAAAAAAGAGAAAAAGCUUUACUCGGAUCGAAAGAGAAAUAACACUACGUUUUAGUUUGGGGCAACGUUCGACUAUUGUAGCAUAAAAACACGCCUACCUGAAGAAUAAAAGGAAAGACAUUACACUACUAGAACUUGUCUUUAGUCAAUCAUGGCUGUCGAAAUACACUUUAGAUCCGAUUCUACCUUAUUAAGGAAUCUGCCUGCUUCACAGCUGCCAUGUAUAGGGAGGAUAACCCGUGGUCAUUAUUCUCAUAUCGGAGCUUCGAAAAAUAGCGAAAGAGAUCUUUAUAUUUAUAAUAUUUACGAAGGUGAUGCCAUUUUGGCUGAGGUUAAUCGUGAUGAUGUACAAAUAUCGAUACCGAAGGCCUAUCGCGGCUUUUUUGAAGUGUUAAAUGCUGAAGGAUUAUCGACUAGCACGACUGUGGUAGGCGUACGACAAUUGGCAAAAAUUUUUCCAAAAACAGCUCUAGUGAGGCAGCAAGUUUGUGCUUUAGUUUAUUCGAUUUCCCAAUCGGGUCAACUGGUCCUUAAUAAGCAACGUUAUCUGGCAGGGGGUGAAAUAAUUAAAUUAAUGGCCCUUCUCAAAGUCAAGGCUGGAUCAACUGGAAAAAAUCACGAAUUAAUUAAAGUUCAAACGAAAAAUAAAGAGACGCUUUUUCUAUCAGUUAAAGAUAAUAAUGGUAUAUUUAGUCCAAUAGCUGAAAAUGCCGAUGAGGCGGGUGUCUAUUCAAUCUCAUCGUUAAUAGACCACUAUAGAUUUCCGCUAAAUGUCCGACUAGUCCAUGGCGUAGUACCAUCUAAUUUGGAAUCGUUUAAUGGGACGAUGACCCUUGUACGCUCCUAUAAAGAUGAAGAAAUUAUAGCUUGUGAUUUCAAUGGCCAAGCUCUUUCAAUACCUAAGAAUGAGGCUUUGCGCCUUAUAUUUUCUACAAAUAUAGACAAACCAGAUAUUUUGUUUCCCGAAUUGGCUAAUAAGUGCAAACGCAUGUUUAAUUAUUUUGAUAAAUCAAUGCAUUUCCUCAGACAUCCGCCGGAAGAAAAAUCCUUCUAUAAGGAAGCAGAAUUUAUAGACGAUUCAUUGAGUGAACACAUUCUGGAGGAAAUUGAUGAACUCUACAUGCACGUUCGAACCGGUGAACCUAUAAAGAAACUUAAGAAAAGGAAACAGAACGGUCAUGUAGAAAACAACGUAAACAAAGAAUUUCCUUUUGAGAGACCUGAACACGAGUAUGAAACUUUACCCGAUCCAGUGGUUAUAAACGAUCCCGAAGUAGAAAAAGUAUUAGGUAGCGAUUUGAAACUCUCGGAAUCUGAAGAAUGUCCCAUUAUUAAUCAAGAUACAGUAAUAGAAGGGACGAUAGAGCUACCCCGUAGACCUAGUGAAGAUUAUGAGUCACGCAAUCCAGUUCAAACACCUGCGCACAAAGACUUACCGGAACUUAAACAAACCGACGUUGUCAGCUUGCGCCAAGCAAUAAAGAAUAGAAAAACCGGACUCUCAUCCUCUCUUUUAUCUAAUGAGGAUAAUUAAUCCGUCUCUUCAUUUUUCUUUCUUAAUUCUUUAUCAAUAGCUAUAGCUUUCAAACGAAAGAAAGAGAAAAGCAAACAAACCUCAAGGCUAAAUAUUUACGGGUAAUGAAUACAUCAUUCGUACCUUAUAAAAAAGAGACUAAUUUGCAUUCAACUCAUGCUGACAUCUAUCGGAAAGAUAAUUAUUUGGGCGUACUUGAACAAUUGCAUUAUACGUUAAUGUAAAGAGAGUAAUAGAAUCCUUGUUAACACACGUAACCCUAUCCUUGAAUCGGACAUGCCACAGCCUCAAUUAACUAACGGUAAACACGUUCUAGACGUCUCUUGUAACCUGACCUCCUAAUUAGGGACGCUUACGUAAUUUGCUUUCGCGUCUAAAUGGGCAGAUGUAGUGGACGGUGUUCGUAAUUAUUCUCUUUGACGAAAAACUGGCGGUGACAGGUAGUUUGUCAAAUCCCUAUCCCCUUUCAACUUCUUGGCCUAAGAUAUCCUUUUAUCCGUUUAAAGGGCCUAAGAUAGAGAAAAUUGAAAGAUCUUACGCACUCUUUAGUGCAGUUGGCAAAGUCUUUAAAGAGAGUCUAAAAAAAGAGAAAAUGAGAAGAACAAGGUAUUCGAAGAGAUGAAGGGAAAAGUAUAAGAGAGAUAUAGAGAAUGGAAAAGAGAAAAAGUAAAGAAAAUUGUAAAGAACAGAUAGAAGCUAACUUUGAGCCCAGGGCAAAGAGAAUAUUUACGCUUGUAAAAAGUAAAAACCGUUAAGUUUUAAACAGAAAGGGCGGUUAUAUAGUUUUUCGUUUGUCAGGUGGCUGAGUGGGAAUUUCGAUUAGGGGAGCGAUAAUUCGAAAUCGGCACCUGCGUAAGAGCUUACGUUCCCCGGUGCGGGGCAGGGAGGAAGUUUGUAUAUUUAUUCCCGCUUAGAUGUCGGCUGCCGGAGCGGCGGG
This is a messenger RNA of Dimorphilus gyrociliatus, 2682 nucleotides long. The record is from the annotation of a GenBank genome assembly. Lineage: Eukaryota; Metazoa; Annelida; Polychaeta; Dinophilidae.